GAGGCUGGUGGAGCUGGGGGGUCCCAGCAGGGCCACUGGGGGGGCCACCAUGUCCCGGGCCAUCACCUGCCUCAAGCAGCGGGGGGAUGGCGCGGAGAGCCCCCCGACCCCACCUGGAUCCCCACUGGUCUUCCCGCGGGAGACGCUGUUUCGGCAGGCGAGCGGGGUCACCUACCGCAUCCCGGCUUUGCUCUACGUCCCCCCGGCCGCCACCUUCCUGGCCUUCGCCGAGAAGCGCUCCUCGGCCAGGGACGAGGACGCCAAGUACCUGGUGCUGCGCCGGGGCCGCCGGCACGGCUCCUCGGUCGAGUGGGGUCCGGUGGAAGAGCUGUCGGCGUUGGCGCUGCCCGGCCGCCGCACCAUGAACCCCUGCCCCCUCUACGACGCGAGGAGCGGCACCGUCUUCCUCUUCUGCAUCUGCGUCGAGCGGGGAAAGACGGAGCGAUGCCAAAUCUGGAGGGGCUGCAGCGCCGCUCGCCUCUGCUACGCCACCAGCACCGACGGCGGCCGCCGCUGGACCCCGCUGCGGGACGUGACGGACGAAGCCGUCGGCGCCGACCUGUCCCGUUGGGCCACCUUCGCCGUGGGGCCGGGCCACGGGGUGCAGCUGGAUUCGGGGCGCCUGGUCGUGCCGGCGUACACCUACUACGUGCAUAGGUGCUUGUGCGGGGUCGUGCCGCUGCCUUGCUGCACCCGGCAGCACGCCCUCGUCUUCUACAGCGACGACGGCGGGCGCCGCUGGCGCAAGGGUGCCUUGGUCGGCGGCGGGCAGACGGGCGAGUGCCAGGUAGCCGAAAUCGGUGGGAGCGAUGCCCGCCAGCCCUUGCUCUACUGCAACGCCCGAGCACCGCGGGGUUGCCGGGCCGUGGCGUUCAGCACCGACUGCGGGCGGCGGUUCGAGCGCUCGGCGCGGUGCGAGGCGCUGGGCGAACCGCCGCGGGGAUGCCAGGGCAGCGUGGUGAGCUUCGCCGCGCCGACCGGCAAGGAGGAUGUACCGACUUGGUUACUCUACUCCCACCCCACCGACCGGCACCGCCGGCGCGAUUUGGGCAUCUAUCUGAACCCCUCGCCGCUGGACGAAGCGGGUUGGUGGCACCCGUGGGUGCUGCACCCAGGGCCGUCCGGUUACUCCGACCUGGCUGUGUGCCCCGGCGGUUUUUUCGGCUGCUUGUUCGAGUGCGGCACCACCAGCGCCUGCGAGGAAAUCGCCUUCUGCCUCUUCACCCUGGACACCUCUGCCCGCGGCGAGCAGAACCUCAAAACUUCCUAAAACAGACGCAUUUGGGGGGGGGGGGGGGGGGGGGGGGGGGGGGGGAGUGUCACUCCUGACCGCCAGCAGCCGGAGCUGGCAUGCACAGCAACGCUGGGACCUCACCGGGGACAUUUUGGAUGCACCGGAGGCUCGGCAUCGCAUAGCUUUUAUUUGAUUAACGCUUGGCUUUUUAAUCACCCACCAGAUAGAUGUUCUUGGCAACCUGGGCAGGGGUGGAGGAUCUGCUGCGGGUUGGCUGGGGGGAUGCCGGCACGGCACCCGAAAUGCCGCUGCGUCACCAAAAAUCGGCAUUUUUCACCUGGUAGCGGCAAAAAAGCAGAAGGUACCACUGAGAGCAGCUGGUCCCCUGGGGAAGAAAUACCCAAAAAUGGUGGUUUAGUUAAAAAUACUGGCAAUUCCUGUGUCCUCCCCAUGUGGCAGUGAGACAAUUCCCCUUUCUUACCAUUUUUUAAUCCCGUUUUCUUCACUUUCCUGGUUCAGGCUGAGUUUUGCCCCGUAUUCCCAUGGCAAAAAGCACUCAAAAUCUCGAGGGGUUUUUUUAUUCUGCUCCUUAGGGGACAGGUUGUGGCAUCCCAACAGUGACAGCGACCUCACGUCCACAUGCUGCUGCCAAAUAAAAUCCUCCCAAAACGGGUGCAA
Messenger RNA from Aquila chrysaetos chrysaetos, 1912 nucleotides. It is a transcript of the gene NEU3, whose product is annotated as neuraminidase 3. The transcript has 4 exons. The coding region runs from base 50 to 1270 and encodes 406 amino acids. NCBI's taxonomy places the organism in Eukaryota, Metazoa, Chordata, Aves, Accipitriformes, Accipitridae. Gene Ontology annotation, molecular function: exo-alpha-sialidase activity. The record is from RefSeq and is a predicted model, not a curated record. Gene Ontology annotation, biological process: oligosaccharide catabolic process; ganglioside catabolic process. Gene Ontology annotation, cellular component: lysosome; cytoplasm; membrane.